This is a messenger RNA of Perkinsus marinus ATCC 50983, 360 nucleotides long. Its product is annotated as roadblock, putative. Gene Ontology annotation, cellular component: cytoplasm; cytoplasmic dynein complex. The record is from RefSeq and is a predicted model, not a curated record. Gene Ontology annotation, molecular function: dynein intermediate chain binding. Lineage: Eukaryota; Perkinsozoa; Perkinsida; Perkinsidae. The transcript has 5 exons. Gene Ontology annotation, biological process: microtubule-based movement. Bases 1 to 360 code for a protein of 119 amino acids.
AUGUUGUCUGCAGUUAAUCUUAUAAUCAGCAUCCUCUUCCUAAUGUCAGAAGUAGAGGAGACUCUGAAUCGUAUUAAAACCCAUAAAGGCGUAUCAGGCAUUGUUAUACUGAACCAUGAGGGUGUACCAAUACGCUCUACCCUAGAACAGAAAUAUACCUUGCAAUAUUCUGCAUUGAUAAGUCAGCUGACGUAUAAGGCGAGAUCAGUUAUACGUGAUCUAGAUCCUCACAAUGAUCUAACCUUUUUAAGACUACGUUCAAGGAAACAUGAGAUUAUGGUGGCUCCUGAUAAGGAUUAUAUACUUAUUGUUAUCCAGGAUCCAAAUGCUGGUGAACAACAAGAACAUAAUACUGCUUGA